Messenger RNA from Chrysochloris asiatica (Cape golden mole), 582 nucleotides. RefSeq names its product chromosome unknown open reading frame, human C1orf158 (gene CFAP107). The record is from RefSeq and is a predicted model, not a curated record. Bases 1 to 582 code for a protein of 193 amino acids. The transcript has 4 exons. Lineage: Eukaryota; Metazoa; Chordata; Mammalia; Afrosoricida; Chrysochloridae.
AUGUUUGUGCGAACGGUGAGCCCACAGACAUGCUCCACUCCCAGCUGGAACAUCGAGCCCAAGUAUUCCACCCGUGUGCUCACUGGGAACUGGGCAGAAGAGAGGAGCAAGUUUACCAGAACCACUGAGAAAACACCCCAGUGCAUUUACAGAAAGGAGUAUGUCCCCUUCCCUGACCACAGACCAGACCUGAUCUCCAGGUGGUACUCGAAGAGGAGAGUGGAGGGACUCCCGUAUGGACACCUGAUCACCCACCACCAGGAGGCGAUGCACCGCUAUCUUAUCAGCACCUAUGAUGACCAUUACAACCGGCACAACUACAACCCUGGUCUGCCCAACCAACGUGUCUGGAAUGGACAAAAGUUGCUGUGGCUACCAGAGAAGACAGACUUCCCACUUCUUGCUCCCCCUACGAAUUAUGGACUCUAUGAGCAGCUGAAGCUGAGGUGGCAUGAACCCAAGGCCAGCCCCAGGGAAAGCAUCUACACGUCAUCUUAUCCCAGACCACCGAUGUCCGCCUUGUCUUGGCGGGAACACGCGAUUCCAGUCCCUCCCACCCGCCUGCACCCUCUCCCAUACUGA